Molecule: messenger RNA, 1185 nt
Organism: Ostertagia ostertagi
Lineage: Eukaryota; Metazoa; Nematoda; Chromadorea; Rhabditida; Trichostrongylidae
Source: the annotation of a GenBank genome assembly
AUGCUAUUCCAGAUCCGACGAAUCAGCGCUCGGUGGGCGGAGCUUAUGUGGCGCGAGCAAUACGCCAUCGGCGGACUUCAUUGUGCUGGCAUCGGCGACGCAACUAUGUCCGUUCCUCCUGAGAUUAUCAAGAAGAUUGAGGACGGCUACCAGACUCUUCAGAAUGCAAAAGAUUGCCACUCUUUGCUGAAGAAAUACUUGACAAAGGAUGUAGUCGACCAGCUGAAGGGCAAGAGGACCAAGCUGGGAGCCACGUUGUGGGACGUCAUCCAGUCUGGAGUUGCCAACUUGGACUCUGGUGUUGGAGUUUACGCCCCUGAUGCUGAAGCUUACACCCUGUUCAAGCCACUUUUCGAUCCUCUGAUCCAGGACUACCACAACGGAUUCUCUCCUAGCCAGAAGCAGCCUGCCACUGAUCUCGGAGAGGGAAAGACCGCCCAACUCGUCGACCUUGAUCCUGAAGGAAAAUACAUCAACUCUACUCGAGUCAGAUGUGGCCGCUCCCUCCAGGGAUAUCCAUUCAACCCUUGCCUAACCGAGGCCAAUUACCUCGAGAUGGAAGCCAAGGUCAAGAAGAUCUUCGAGAACAUCAACGACCCUGAGCUCCAAGGAACGUACUACCCCCUUGAUGGUAUGACGAAGGAGGUACAAAACCAACUCAUCAAGGAUCACUUCCUCUUCAAGGAGGGUGACAGAUUCCUUCAAGCAGCUAAUGCUUGCCGAUACUGGCCCAAGGGACGUGGAAUCUUCCACAACAAGAACAAGACAUUCCUUGUCUGGGCCAAUGAGGAGGAUCACCUUCGUAUCAUCUCUAUGCAGAACGGUGGAAACGUCGGACAGGUAUUGGAACGUUUGAUCAAGGGAGUGAAGACCAUCCAGGCUCAAGCACCAUUCUCACGUGAUGACCGUCUCGGCUGGCUCACUUUCUGCCCAUCUAAUCUAGGAACCACUGUUCGUGCAUCCGUACACAUUCGCUUGCCGAAGAUCUCAGCUAAGCCCGACUUCAAGAAAAUUUGUGAUGAGCUCAAGCUCCAGAUCCGUGGAAUUCACGGUGAGCAUUCCGACUCGGAGGGUGGCGUCUAUGACAUAUCAAACAAGGCUCGCCUUGGUCUGACAGAGUUCGAAGCGGUCAAGCAGAUGUACGACGGGGUAAAGCAUCUCAUCGAGCUGGAGAAGAAGGCUUAG